AUGGAUCAACCGACGGAGAGGCGAAGCGAAGUCUCCUGCCGCUGCCGGUUAUCUACAUUAGCCGUGAUUGAGCCUGAAACUGAGUUGCCAUGUACCCAAUUCUUGAUCACUGUCAAGUCCACGACAUUUACUUUUAAUCACGCCUCGGAUGAAGAAAACGACGCCGUUUCACCGCCCACUUCAGAAUACUACUCGCACGAGCUCCAACUUGACCUACUGAUGGACGAAAAUGCGUCGAGGGCAACGCUCGCCGAGGCUCUGCUUUCCGAGCUGCAUUGCCCGCCGGAGAUCUGCGCAGCCAUGGUGGAUAAGGUAGCAAACGGCGCCGUUGCGGAAGAGGCUGGUUCCCGCCCUUUCUCGGACUUCAUGGUCGUUCACAUCGAGGCGUGCAUCGAUGUUUUCGUCGAGCAGUUCGGGGGCUCCGAGGAGGAGGAGGCGGCCGCCCCGAAAUUCGUGCCGGCGAGCAGGGCGGCGAUUUCGAAGUUGGAGACGGCGACGGUGGAAGAAUCGGCGGUGUGCGCGGUUUGUCUGGAGGAGAUGGCCGUUGGAUCGGACUCCACGUGUAUGCCGUGCUCGCAUCUUUAUCACCGGGGCUGCAUUGUGGAGUGGCUGCAGAAGAGCAGGGUUUGCCCGAUGUGUCGGUUUUCUCUGCCUGCCGAUCUGUCGGGCCGUGGGUCGGGUCGGCAAACCGGAUCUUCUAUUUUGUUGCCCGAUUAG
Messenger RNA from Prunus armeniaca (apricot), 717 nucleotides. The record is from the annotation of a GenBank genome assembly. Lineage: Eukaryota; Viridiplantae; Streptophyta; Magnoliopsida; Rosales; Rosaceae.